GGCUGCGGCCUGACCUUGCGACCCCGCUGUCCUCACCGCUAUGGCGGCCGCCGGGGCCCUGGUGGUGUCGAGACUGGCCGCGGCCUCCGCGUUUGCGCCGCUCCCCAGCCGCCUCCGGCAGCCUCCCCGCUGGGGCCAGACGCCCUUCCUGCGCGCCGCCCUUCACGGCUCCGCGCCGCGACCCGCAGCCAGGGUCGCGCUGGUGCUGUCUGGAUGCGGCGUCUAUGACGGGACCGAAAUCCACGAGGCCUCGGCGAUACUGGUGCACCUGAGCCGCGGGGGGGCCGAGGUCCAGAUCUUUGCUCCUGACGUCCCUCAGAUGCACGUGAUCGACCACACCAAGGGGCAGCCUUCUGAGAGCGAGACCAGGAACGUUUUGACUGAGUCGGCGAGGAUCGCCCGUGGCAAGAUCGCAGACCUGGCCACGCUCAGCGCAGCCAACCACGAUGCUGCCAUCUUUCCCGGAGGCUUUGGAGCUGCCAAAAACCUGAGCACGUUCGCUGUGGAUGGGAAAGAUUGCCGCGUUAACAAAGACGUGGAGCGUGUCCUGAAGGAGUUCCACGCAGCCGGGAAGCCCGUCGGCUUGUGCUGCAUUGCGCCCGUCCUCGCGGCCAAAGUGCUCAGAGGCGUCGAGGUCACCGUGGGCCACGAGCAGGAGGAGGGCGGCAAGUGGCCCUACGCCGGGACCGCAGAGGCCAUCAAGGCCCUGGGUGCCAAGCACUGUGUCAAGGGAGUGGCCGAAGCUCACGUGGACCUGAAAAACAAGGUGGUCACGACCCCGGCCUUCAUGUGCGAGACCGCCCUCCACCACAUCCACGAUGGCAUCGGAGCCAUGGUGAAGAAGGUGCUGGAACUCACUGGAAAGUGAUGCACACGGCCGGGCCCCCCUCAGGGCUGUGGGCCCAGCCUCACCCACCUGGCCUUGGAGCUGGUGGCCUGAUUGCCGUCCAGCUGGGAACAUGGCAGGACUUCACUCUUCGACCUAAGCAGGGCGGUGUGGGUACGGAGGGGGUGGUACGCGACGCUGUCCUCCGCUUAACUUCCCUUGACGCGGCGGCGGAGGCCGGGGCGGCCGAUGGUUUAGUCUCUAAACCACGGUGACUUGCCUGGCUACGCGUCUCCCGAACAUUCACAUCCACGCUGCUUUUUCAGGACGAGAAUCACGUAGAGAAAUCCUGUUCUGUGGGCUUAGGUUUGAUGAUUCGGGUUAUUCAGGUUUUGGAAAAAAAAAAAUACUAAGUUUACAAGUCUAAUCGGCAAACCAGAAACACCACGUUUCGAGACAAAGGUUGAUUCUCUAUCUGGGGUAAACUUGUGCUAAUUAAAGCGAGGGGGUCUCUGUGGCAGGCAGUCCUUUUAGCCGCGGAGAACAUGCUGCUUUCCAGCGGGCGCUUCCGACAGCUGCGUGUUAGGCCUGGAACCAGCGAGGGUGGAGUCUAAACGGGGUUCCCUAGGUUAGUCUCUGCUCCCUGGGUUCUCGGGGAAGGGGGUUGCCGAUGCUUGGCAUCUGAAACUGACCUGCCGGAUACCGACGGCAAAGGUCCCAGGCCGUGGAGAAGAGGUGUGGAAAGGGAAAAGUAAAGCACAUUGACAUAG
Messenger RNA from Propithecus coquereli (Coquerel's sifaka), 1596 nucleotides. It is a transcript of the gene GATD3, whose product is annotated as chromosome unknown open reading frame, human C21orf33. The record is from RefSeq and is a predicted model, not a curated record. The transcript is spliced from 7 exons. Gene Ontology annotation, cellular component: mitochondrion. Bases 41 to 868 code for a protein of 275 amino acids. Lineage: Eukaryota; Metazoa; Chordata; Mammalia; Primates; Indriidae.